Quercus robur (English oak) is the source of this 1703-nucleotide messenger RNA. RefSeq lists its product as uncharacterized. The transcript has 2 exons. The record is from RefSeq and is a predicted model, not a curated record. NCBI's taxonomy places the organism in Eukaryota, Viridiplantae, Streptophyta, Magnoliopsida, Fagales, Fagaceae. Bases 436 to 1512 code for a protein of 358 amino acids.
UAAAAGGAAUGGAUAUAAGAAAAGAGAUGGAAUUUCAUUGCCGCAGCAUCAGAUGGAAGAAUUCCCUCUGCCAGCAGCACACACCUCCCGGCCUCACUCCCACACCUUCGUGCACACUGUCCUCACCUCAGACAAGGGGAGAGACCUCAUCAUUCAGAAAUUUCACGGUUUGGGCAGAGAGAAAUAACAGCAUAGAACCAGAGCACAGAAGAUGCAGAAAACAUGAGUUUCUUCUCUUUUUUUCCUUUACUCAUUUUUUUUUUUGGUUUUGUUUUAGCUUGAGUUUUAACUUGUCCUUUGUGUUUUUUCUUCAGCCAAACACCCACGGAGGUAACCACAAGCAUGAAGCCAGAGGAAACCAACACAAUACAGCCAGCAAUCAUCAAAGCAAAGAGAACAAGAAACCUAAAAUAAAGAGGGUGCAUCCAAUGUAAGAUGGAGCUUCAACAUUUUUCCCACUCAGACCAUCCUUUGGUCUUUAAUAAAGACGAGAGAAUGGGACUUCCUUGUUAUGGGUGUCGGGAACCAAUAUUCGGUCCUAGCUACAGUUGUAUGAAAUGCAAUGAAUUGAAGUUUUACCAUCAUAAAUUAUGUGCAGAACUACCCCUUGGGUUGCACCAUCCCUUGCAUCCAGCUCAUCCUCUUAUUCUCAUUGAUGAAUCGACAGGCUAUCUCCAGAAAGAAAAUAGCAAAUGCAUUGUUUGCAAAGAAUUUUGUUGGGAAUAUAGUUAUUGUUGUUAUCGUUGUGACUUUAACAUUCACAUAAAAUGUGGUGUUUUAGAACUUGAAGCCGAAUUCCAUGACCAUCCAUUAACUCCCAUUUGCAAAUUGAUCACGUUCACUUGUGACCUUUGUGGCAAAGAAGACAAAGGUGUGCCUAAUCUAUGUUCCUCGUGUGGCUUCUGGAUUCAUAACAAAUGUGCUCAUUUCCCAGAAAAAAUCAAAGUUGCACGUCACAGACACCUCCUCCACCUCACCCAUUCUUCUCUUGAACUCCAUGAAUCCGACUCUCGAUUUUGUCAACUUUGUGUUCAAAAAGUGGAAACACGCUUUGGACUUUACUAUUGCUCUAGAUGUGAUUUUGUUGCCCACCUUGAUUGUGCUAUGGUCAAGGAAAAUAGGGAGGACACAGAUUUACAAGAACUUAAAGAUGAGGGUCUAGAGCACGAUGAAAUCAUUGGAACUUUUGAAGUUAAAAAAAUCAAUGUUGGGGAGGAUGGAACUCAACAAUUCAUAGAAAUUGCUCAUUUUAGUCAUAAUCAUGACUUAAAGUUUACUCAUGAGGUUCUAAGUAAUGAAAAAUGUGAUGGGUGUGUACAAGCCAUUCUCUCUCCGUUUUAUAGUUGUGUAAAUUGUAGCUUCUUUCUUCAUGAAUCUUGUGCUAAAUUGCCCAAAAGAAAGCGACACCCACUUCAUCGACACUCACUCACUCUUUUCCCAACGGAACCAGGUGACUUUUUUUUUAUGCAAUGCAUGUCUUCAAAGAUGCAAUGGCUUCGUCUAUCGGUGUGAGAAAUGCCAUUUUGAUCUUGAUGUUCAAUGUAGUUUGAUCUUAGACAUUCUUACCCACCAUGGUCAUGAGCAUCGUCUUCUUCUUGCCUCUGGCAAUAAAUCUCUUCAGAGUUGUAGUUGUUGUGAUUCUAAAACUUUAUCAAUAUUCCGUUGUACCACUUGUGAAUUUGCUUUGGACUUCAAAUGUGCUA